AUGGGAUCUCAACUUUCAAGAUCUGGAGUGACAAUGGAUAGCACAGAACCUUCCUCUAAUGGAAACAUCCAGAAUGAGAAGGACUCAAAGAAGAAAGAAUCUGUUUCAUUGAUGGGUUUGUUUGGAGCAGCAGAUAAACUUGAUUGCUUUCUGAUGAUUAUAGGCAGUUUAGGUGCGUGUACUCUUGGCGCUACGCUUCCUCUCUUCUUCGUAUUCUUCGGGAAAAUGCUAGACUCUCUUGGCAAUCUUUCUACAGAUCCUAAAGCCCUAUCUUCCCGCGUUUCAAAGAAUGCUCUAGACUUGGUCUACUUAGGACUGGUGACUUUUGUAUCAGCCUGGAUCGGGGUGGCUUGUUGGACGCAAACAGGGGAAAGACAAACAGCUAGAUUGCGUAUAAACUAUCUAAGAGCAAUCUUAGCGAAAGACAUUACUUUCUUUGACACAGAAGCUAGAGAUUCAAAUCUCAUUUUCCACAUCUCAAGCGAUGCUAUAUUGGUUCAAGAUGCAAUUGGUGAUAAGACAGGCCAUGUACUGCGGUAUCUAUCUCAGUUCAUUGCCGGAUUUGUGAUUGGUUUUUUGUCCGUAUGGCAACUAACGCUGCUCACACUAGCAGUGGUUCCAUUGAUAGCAAUUGCAGGAGGAGGGUACGCUAUUAUCAUGUCUACAAUCUCAGAAAAGAGUGAAGCUGCUUAUGCUGAUGCAGGCAAAGUAGCAGAAGAGGUUAUUUCACAGGUGCGAACAGUGUAUGCAUUUGUAGGAGAAGAGAAAGCUGUAAACACAUACUCAAACUCUCUCAAAAAAGCUCUGAAACUCUGUAAACGAAGCGGUCUUGCUAAAGGUUUAGGAGUUGGAUUAACGUACAGCCUCUUGUUCUGUGCUUGGGCUUUGCUUCUGUGGUACGCUAGUAUUCUUGUACGCCACGGCAAAACCAACGGUGCAAAAGCCUUCACUACGAUCCUUAACGUCAUUUUUAGCGGAUUCGCCUUAGGUCAAGCUGCGCCUAGCAUAUCAGCUAUUUCCAAAGGCAGAGUUGCUGCUGCAAAUAUAUUCAGAAUGAUAGGGAACAAGAAUCUUGAAGGUUCUGAAAGAUUAUACGAGGGAACAACUUUGCAAAAUGUAGCUGGGAAGAUCGAGUUUCAUCAAGUGUCUUUCGCUUAUCCUUCCAGACCAAACAUGGUGUUUGAGAAUCUUAGUUUCACUAUACGUUCAGGCAAGACAUUUGCGUUUGUCGGUCCAAGUGGUUCAGGGAAAAGCACAAUCAUAUCAAUGGUUCAACGUUUCUAUGAACCAAACUCAGGGGAGAUUCUUUUGGAUGGGAAUGACAUCAAGAGAUUGAAGCUGAACUGGUUGAGAGAACAGAUGGGUUUAGUGAGUCAAGAACCGGCUUUAUUCGCCACAACCAUAGCUUCCAAUAUUCUUCUUGGUAAAGAGAAUGCUGAUAUGGAUCAGAUCAUUGAAGCUGCUAAAGCAGCCAACGCAGAUUCGUUCAUUAAAUCAUUACCUAAUGGUUACAAUACUCAGGUUGGAGAAGGAGGAACUCAGCUCUCAGGAGGACAGAAGCAAAGGAUUGCUAUUGCUCGAGCGGUUCUAAGGAAUCCAAAGAUACUACUCUUAGAUGAAGCAACGAGCGCUCUUGAUGCUGAAUCAGAGAAGAUUGUGCAGCAAGCACUUGACAAUGUGAUGGAGAAAAGAACAACACUAGUAGUUGCACAUAGAUUAUCCACCAUUAGAAAUGUUGACAAGAUUGUUGUAUUGAGAAAUGGUCAGGUUGUGGAAACCGGUAGCCACUCAGAACUGAUAUCAAGAGAAGGAGAUUACGCAGCUCUUGUGAAUGGCCAAGAGACAGAACCUCGAGAAAACCCUAGAUCAAUAAUGUCGGACGCCGGUAAGUCUCAAGCUGGUUCGUCUAGUUCAAGAAGAGUGUCUAGCUCAAGAAGGACUUCAAGCUUCAGGGAUGUUCAAGAGAAGACUGAAAAAGACUCUGAUGGUGAAGAUUUAAGCUCAUCUUCGACGAUUUGGGAGCUUAUAAAGCUGAAUGCUCCAGAGUGGCCAUAUGCGUUACUUGGCUCAAUUGGUGCAGUUCUUGCAGGAGCACAAACUCCAUUGUUCUCCAUGGGGAUUGCUUAUGUCUUAACCGCGUUUUAUUCGCCUUCUCCUAGUGUGAUCAAGCGUGAUGUUGAUAAGGUAGCUAUUGUCUUUGUUGCCAUUGCAGUUGUAACAGCUCCUAUAUAUCUCCUUCAGCAUUACUUCUAUACACUUAUGGGAGAGCGUCUUACUUCUAGGGUUCGCUUAUCCCUCUUCUCAGCUAUUCUUUCAAAUGAGAUUGGAUGGUUUGAUUUAGAUGAGAACAACACUGGCUCACUCACUUCAAUCUUAGCUGCUGAUGCAACUUUGGUGAGGAGUGCUCUAGCUGAUCGCCUCUCGACAAUAGUCCAAAACCUCUCUCUUACAGUGACAGCAUUAGCAAUAGCCUUUUACUACAGUUGGCGUGUUGCAGCUGUAGUAACUGCUUGUUUCCCUCUUCUCAUUGCUGCUGCACUUACCGAGCAACUCUUUCUAAAAGGCUUUGGGGGAGAUUACACAAGGGCUUACUCCAGAGCAACUUCAGUGGCGCGUGAAGCAAUUGAGAAUAUAAGAACUGUGGCUUCGUUUGGUGCUGAGAAGCAGAUAUCGGAACAGUUUGCUUGUGAGCUAAGCAAACCCACCAAGAGUGCCUUUCUCAGAGGCCAUAUCUCUGGAAUUGGAUAUGGUUUUUCUCAGUUUCUUGCGUUCUGUUCCUACGCUCUUGGUCUCUGGUACGUCUCGGUUUUGAUUAAGCAUAAGGAGACGAAUUUUUCGGAUAGUAUCAAGUCUUUCAUGGUGUUGAUCGUCACAGCUUUCUCAGUAGCGGAAACGCUUGCUUUGACACCAGAUAUCGUGAAGGGCACGCAAGCGCUUGGAUCAGUUUUUAGGGUUUUGCAUAGAGAGACUGAGAUACCUCCAGACCAGGCUAACUCAAGAUUGGUCACUCAGAUCAAAGGAGAUAUAGAGUUUAGAAACGUGAGCUUUGCCUAUCCGGCAAGACUUGAUGUCCCCAUUUUUCAAAACCUAAACCUAAGAGUCUCAGCCGGUAAAAGUCUUGCGGUUGUUGGACCAAGCGGUUCAGGCAAAAGCACGGUGAUUGGUCUGAUUAUGAGAUUCUACGACGCAGACAAGGGAAACCUCUGCAUCGAUGGGAAAGACAUAAAAACCUUAAACCUACGUAGCUUGCGGAAGAAGCUAGCGUUAGUCCAGCAAGAACCAGCUCUAUUUUCAACAACCAUUUACGAGAACAUCAAGUACGGGAACGAGAACGCGUCGGAGGCAGAGAUAAUCGAAGCGGCUAAAGCUGCGAACGCGCACGAGUUCAUAAGCAGGAUGGAAGAAGGGUACAAGACGCACGUGGGUGAAAAGGGAGUGCAGCUAUCAGGUGGUCAGAAACAGAGAGUGGCUAUAGCAAGAGCGGUUCUAAAGGAUCCUUCAGUGCUUCUUCUUGAUGAGGCAACGAGUGCUUUGGACACGACCUCGGAGAAACUGGUCCAAGAGGCGCUAGACAAGCUUAUGAAGGGACGAACCACGGUGCUUGUGGCUCAUAGGCUAUCGACCAUAAGAAAAGCAGACACGAUCGCUGUUUUGCAUAAAGGAAGAGUUGUGGAGAAAGGAAGUCAUGGAGAGCUUAUUUCCAUAUCUAAUGGACAUUAUAAGCAGUUGACUAGUCUUCAAGAAGUGGUAUGACUUACAACCGUUGAAGUUUCUUCUGCCAUUUUUAUUUUGAUAAGUAUACACAAACAGACACUACAUUAUGAUUGGUUAUACAAUUGUGUCAGGAAUAUCAAAACCCACAAACUUUUGUAAAACAUUAUGGGAAGUAAAAUAACACAGGAUGUAAUUUAUUGGCUCUUCAAAAUGAAUGUGUUGCUAGAUAUUGUUCUUGUGACAAUCU
Messenger RNA from Eruca vesicaria subsp. sativa (arugula), 3961 nucleotides. The record is from the annotation of a GenBank genome assembly. NCBI's taxonomy places the organism in Eukaryota, Viridiplantae, Streptophyta, Magnoliopsida, Brassicales, Brassicaceae.